This is a messenger RNA of Dendroctonus ponderosae (mountain pine beetle), 3652 nucleotides long. It is a transcript of the gene dally, whose product is annotated as division abnormally delayed protein. The transcript has 7 exons. Gene Ontology annotation, cellular component: extracellular region; plasma membrane; cell surface. Bases 149 to 1954 code for a protein of 601 amino acids. The record is from RefSeq and is a predicted model, not a curated record. Gene Ontology annotation, biological process: cell migration; regulation of protein localization to membrane; positive regulation of canonical Wnt signaling pathway. Lineage: Eukaryota; Metazoa; Arthropoda; Insecta; Coleoptera; Curculionidae.
ACUUUGGCCCAGCAAACCGGCGGUGUCAGUAUCAGUUCUCAGUUGCGCGUUGUUGCGGAGGAGAUUCGUCAGCGUGUUGGCAACACUUCGGGUUUGCGGCGCGUAUUUUCGAAAAAUCAAAAAACCACAAAAACGAUAACUCCUUGUCAUGGCAACAUCGGUCGGGCUGAUGCUGUUCUGCGCGAUUCUUGUGCUGUGCGCUGGUGCGAUUUUUGCCAAAAAUGUGGAUACCAGAGCGAGAAGACAGUCGGAUACCGAACCAAAACCCUGCGACAGCAUGGCGCUUUAUUUCGACGUGAAAAAUAUCACCAUUUCGGGAUAUUACAAUCAGACCGGCGAAGUUUGCGGCGGACAUUGUUGUGAUAGUGCGACGGAAUUGCUGCUGAAGGAGCAGGGCAGGAAGGAUUUCGCUCAAUUGUUGAGGCACAACUCCCGGUCCCUCUUGGGGCCCAUUAGUCGCGUAUCCAAUCAGCUGCAAAAUCACGUAUGGGAGUCCACAUACCAGUCGGAAAACUACACCUUUCAGCUGAUCGCCCAGCUCUACCGCUAUCAAGUGUCGAAGGAGCCGAUCGAAAGACUCUACCAGGACAUUCGAGACUACAUAAUAAUCGACCCGGCCGAUCAGAAGCCGACGAAAUCGGCUCAAGACAUCAAAAACUCUGUUAACAGCUUCUUCGCCUACUUGUUUCCGCUGGCCUACCACCAGCAAGCCGACACAGCGACGGGAGAUUUCACUCCCAAGUACAAACAAUGCCUGGAAGACAACAUGGACAUCAUCAUGCCAUUCGGAGACUUUCCCAGUGAAAUGGUGGAAUCGCUCUCAAAGAGUCUGGAAGCCACUCGACUAUUGCUGCAAGCCUUCAGCAUUGGCAUCGAGGUGUUGAACACCACAGACGCUUUGAUCAUCGAUGAGCAGAGUGCCACUAGCACUGAGUGUCACGCCGCUUUACUGAAGAUGACUUACUGCUCCAAGUGUCUGGGAUAUAGAUUCAGUAAGCCCUGCUCCGGCUAUUGCCUCAACGUGUUGAGGGGCUGCAUCAGCAAAUACGUGGCCGAGCUGGAUCUUCCCUGGAACAGUUACGUGGAAGGCAUCGAGAAUCUGGUCAAUGCCAUGAAGAGGACUUCGAACAAUGCCGGGGUCAAUGUGGACUUGGCCAUUCGGAACCUGGGCACUCAAAUCUCCUCGGCCAUCAUGUAUUGCAUGGAGAAAAUCGUCGAGGUUGAUAAAAAGGUGAAAAUGACCUGUAAGUUUCCGGAAUUUGCCGAAAAACCCGAAUCGCUGACAGCAGAGACCACGACCGUAGAUCCGCUUCAGUCAAAACAGCCAAAAAAAUUCAACUCGAGAUCAUUCAGCCAGUUUAUGGACGUCCAAAUGACCAGUUUUUUGUCCGUUAUAUCAAACACGAAGGGCUUUUACGCUGAUCUGGCCGAUAAUUUGUGCGGAGACGAAAGUUUCGCCGAGCAAAGGGAUAAGAAGUGCUGGAAUGGAGAACGAGUUGCCGAGUAUACGAAAACGGUUGCCCUCGUCGGUGCAAAUAAUCAAAAGUACAAUCCCGAAGUAAAAGUGUCCUCGACUGAGCCGCAUGUGAUGGCCAAAAUCGCUACUUUAGUGGACAAACUGAGACACGUGCACCAUAUGGCCUUAAGCUCUCUGGGGCCGAACUAUGCAGACAUUGACAUGCAGAGGGACGGAGUGGAUGGCUCUGGCUCUGGAAACGGUCCAGGAUUUGAAGAUGAUGACGAAUAUAGCCGAGGAUCCGGAUCUGGACAUGGCCCUGUUGAACCUGAAGAAGGAACAGAACCAAGAAAACACAACGACGACAUCGACAUCAUUCAAACUGUUGACCAGCAGACCCCAACUGUCCACCAUGUGUCCAGCAGUAGCGAUUUACGGUCCACCCUGAGCCUUUUGACCAUUCUCACGAUACUCUCGCUCAUUUCUUCGAGAUUCUAAGACUUCAAAGACCAUCACUUUUGUUUUCGCUUAAUGUUACAGACAAAAGUGUUAUGGAGAUUAGCAGCUGCAAGAGCAAUGGACAGGAAGCCUCAACCAUAGAGCCCCUGCGACUGACUGAGACUUGUAUUGUUGUAGAGUAAGAGAAAUUAAUCAGAGAUGUUGCUUUCACUUAAUCACUAGAGCUAGGAAUUUUCUCAACAGGACAGGUUUAGAUUUGAAUUCUUAUUGCCAAUAAAAUGCCAAUUAUUUUGCAUAAUAGUGCCUAUACAUAUACGAAAUGUACAGAUCUUAUGUAGGAACAAAGCUGAUUGCUCAAAGGAAGUAACCGAACAAGUUCUGGCAAUAAGAAACAUAUCAUUUACAUUUGGUCUUCCACUUCUGGUUUAACGCCGCAUUUAUUCUGCGCUUUCUUCCAUUGAUUGAAAAAAAAUGUCAAGCUACUUCGAAUGGAUGAAUGAAUGCGUGUAGAUAUUUUUUAUAUUGUAUCUUUAAAUUAUUUUGAGAAUUGUCUGUGAUUAAACAAUCUAUUAUUUAAUGAAUGUAAAAUUCUUCUAAAUUAUAUGGAAAAUGUUAAUUAAUAUAUUACUAUGUAAGUCGAUGGCUAUGUGAUUUAGACAAUUCGGUUAGAGAAGAUAGGUUUAUUACUGUAUAGAGGCGGAUUUAAAGAAUGUUGAGUAUAUAGUAGUUGUUAAAUCGAGAGAUAUGUAUGAUUUGUUGGAUAGAAGAGGGUGUAAAUAAUCAAUUUUCCAUUUAUAAUGAUUUGGUAAGUAAAAGGUUUCAUCGCUAAUUAAUUUGUCUAAUGUUUUGUGAUAAUUUUUGCCAUAUCGCUAUGAAGUGACGAAACGUUGAAUAACACUUCUAAGGAAUACUGUGGUAGUCACUUCAUUGAUUUAAUUUGUAUUUUUGUGAAUAAUAUUCUUUAGGCUUAGGCUUAGAUCAGAUGCUCAGUUUUUUUACGGAUUGUUCUUUGAGCAACCUGUUAAAGAAAUCGGGCAUUCCACUUUCCAAUGUCGAUUUUGUUUAAAUAAUUUUACUAUGUAAAUAUAGUAGCAAUUUUCGGUUUGAUUAUUUAAACCAACCUUUACGAAACCUUAUUUACUUGCUACUAAUAGUCAUCCGUUUAAUCCUGUAAAAAAUAGUAAACGUUAACUUAUUGCUAUAAAUAGUAUAAUGAUUAUAUAAAUAGAUAGCUAUAAAGGUUAAGAAAGUAAAUAUAAAAAAUGUUUCUAAAUGAAUGUGUCAAUGUAUACAACAUGUAGAUAUGUUUGUGAGUUUUUUGUGAUUUUUCAACUAAAUUAAUUCCGACAUAGACAAUUAUACCAACAACAUGGGAAAAGUGUCGCUUGUUUAUCUUUUUUAUUCCGAUUAAUAUUUAAACAUUUUGAACGACAAAGUCAAUCCAAUAGUCAAAGACACCUAUUAGGUGAUUUUUUUACUAGCAACCAAUUCCACUUUUUCUCUUGUUGGUAUCCAGGUAUGAGUUCUAAAAUAAAAAAAAAAUGAGACUAAAAUUCAAAAACAAAAUAAAUUUUGACACAUUAUCGACGGAUUUUGUUGCACCAAAAGUUUCUAAAGUUGCAUUCAGCGACUUCCAAUUGCACUGUGUAUUUUUGUAUACGGCACAUAUAGUUAUUCCUGCUUUAUUUUAUACUACAGUGUAUUUUUAUUUAGUGGUAAAUAAAUUUUUCUAACAAA